This is a messenger RNA of Hippocampus comes (tiger tail seahorse), 891 nucleotides long. It is a transcript of the gene tac1, whose product is annotated as tachykinin precursor 1. The record is from RefSeq and is a predicted model, not a curated record. Gene Ontology annotation, biological process: tachykinin receptor signaling pathway. Bases 416 to 763 code for a protein of 115 amino acids. Lineage: Eukaryota; Metazoa; Chordata; Actinopteri; Syngnathiformes; Syngnathidae. The transcript has 5 exons.
ACGUUAUUUGACUUCCGAAAAUGAGUUUGUCACGAUGCAAAUGAAAACGAAGCCCAGUCACCAUAAUUGGCUUGACUGACAGCCAAAAGCGAACACGUGGCUUUCUCCUGACUGGUUGCGAAGAUUCCGACCACCGUAACAGAAUUACAAAGCAGAGCCCAGGCUUAUAUAGAAGGCUGAUAUUUGCGGAGGGCUCACGAAACGAGGAGACAAAUCCCCGAAGGUCCAGUGCGGCAAGCGUGUGAAGACUCAACAUGGACCAGUGAGGAAGACGCAGUCCCCCCGCAGUCACAUCGCGGCUUCAGCUUCGAACCUUUUCCCCCCCGUCUCCUUUUCCAUAAAAGCCAUACAAGUGUAGUUAAAUUCUAUAUCACGGUCGUUGAACAGACUAACAUCGGAAAGCGAGUUUGGCAUCAUGACCUUGCGUCUCUUCCCACUUUUGAUGCUUUUCAUCGCCGCGACCCAAGUUUUUGGCGAGGAGAACACCCUUCAAGAAAACGAUGAUUACUGGACCAACGACAACCACAUUCAGGACAACUGGAUGUCCAGUGACCCCUUCAGAGAAAUACUUUUGAGGAGGACAAGAAAGCCACGGCCGCAUCAGUUUAUCGGCCUGAUGGGGAAGCGCUCAAUGGCAAAGACAGAGAUACGACGCAAAAGGCAUAAAGUCAACUCUUUUGUUGGGUUGAUGGGGAAAAGAAACCAAGAAGAUCCAGAUUCUUAUGAAUGGAGCACAAUACAGAUGUACGACAAGCGACGCUAAAACUCCGCAUCUGCCCGUUUCCCAUCUUGGCAUUCCUCAUCUGUGACGGGGCUCUCUACUAUGUUUGUUUUAUUUUGUAGAUGUUCAUUGCUGUUCAUCAAAUAAAAGACUUCUGUUUCCAUGUUUCA